UCACAGACAUUUGUAUUAUUACAAUAUUACAAUUUAUAUUUUAUAUUAAAUUAUAGUAUUACUUUAUUUUAUUCUGCCUAUUGUAUUACUUAAAAUAAUACUGAAAUACAACUAUGGUAAACAUGAGGAAAAUAUUAAACAAAAUGGCCGAAAUAAACCUGGACAAAGGAGGUCGACAUAUGGAAGUUGAAGGUAAAGAAAAUCGUUCUGUAUUUAUUAGCAACUUGGAUUUUGCUGUGACUGAAUUGGAAGUGAAAGAUGCAUUGUCUUCAGUUGGUCACUGUGAAGUGUUAUUAGUUAGAGAUUCCAAAGGCCGGUCUAAAGGAUUUGGUUAUGUGCUUUUUGAAAAGCCAGAAAUGGUUGCAGAAGCAUUGAAAAAAGAUCGUGAAUCUGUAAAUAAUAGACCAAUGUUUGUGUCUAAAUGUCAACCUGAUAAACAAAGUAGAUCGUCAGGAUUACGAUUUCCUACUGAACUAGAAAAAAACAAAUUGUUUGUUAAAGGUCUACCAUUGACUUAUACAAAAACUGAUUUAGAAAAUAUUUUUAAGCCAUAUGGAGCUUUAAAAGAUGUUCGGGUUGUGACAUUUAGAAAUGGUCAUUCAAAAGGAUUAGCUUAUGUAGAUUUUGAGGAUGAGGUAUCAGCUGCUCAAGCGUUGUUAAAUACAGACAACACAGUAAUUAAAGAUAGAACUAUAUCUGUAGCAUUAAGUCGGCCACCAGAACGUAGAGAUCCUUCAGAAAUUAAAUCCUACCCUCCUGUUGCUAAAUUUAAAUCACAAGCUUCACCUCUUUUAUUAGGGCGUCGAGCAAAACUAUCUUAUACACCAAGUGUAUUGCAGAAAAAGUCUGCGCAGACUACAUCAACAUCAGCUGAUGAUAAAACUCCACUAAAUAAUGAAGACUUCAGAAAAAUGUUACUUGGUAGCAAGUAAUUGGCUAUUGAAUAUUACUUUUGUUUCAAAAUAGAAAAAUAAUACUUUAUUUUAUUUUUAUGUUAUCUUUAAAUAAUUAAAAAUAUUUAAUUUUAAUAUUAUAUCUUAUGAAUAUACUUGAUAAAAAAAAAAAAUUAAUUUUCUUCUAUAAAACCAAAUUUUUUUUGUAAGAGACUUGAUUGUGGUUAUUUUCCAUUGAUUAUUCUUCUAUGUUAAUUUAUCUCUUUUCUUUAGUCAUUACAUAAAAAACAAGAGUUAUUACAAAUGAUUCAUCGUACAAGCAAUCUAUAAUGACAUUUGACUUUUAAAUUAACAAAUUGGCAAUUAUAUACUGUUUAAAAUCAAAAUGUUUAUUGCCAUGAUAAUUUAAUAUUUAGUGUUUACUACAUUUAACAUCAGAUGUAUUUAUAAAAUAAUCAUUACAAUCUUAACACCUUACCUAGCCAAUUAUUAUGAACAUCUACUUUUUAAAUCAAUAUAUUAAUAUAAUUAAUAUAAAAUCAAGUUAAAAAAAAAAAAAAUACUCAUAAUAACCAUGUCUUAUUUUGACACAUGUAGUCUUAGUUAUAUCAUAAUAUAUUAAAUAUAUAUACAGAUUUUAAUUAAGUAAA
Acyrthosiphon pisum (pea aphid) is the source of this 1543-nucleotide messenger RNA. Its product is annotated as squamous cell carcinoma antigen recognized by T-cells 3. Gene Ontology annotation, molecular function: RNA binding. NCBI's taxonomy places the organism in Eukaryota, Metazoa, Arthropoda, Insecta, Hemiptera, Aphididae. The record is from RefSeq and is a predicted model, not a curated record. Bases 114 to 932 code for a protein of 272 amino acids. The transcript is spliced from 6 exons.